AUGGCGGCUGCGCUGAUAUCAAAUACAAAAUUCCCUAAUAUUAUCAAAAACCAUGUUAGAUUUAGAAAUUCGUUAUGUAGUACAAAAUUUAUAAUUUUAAAUAAACCACAGUUCAAUCACAUAUGCAAACAAUAUGCGGUUACUAGUCAUUUUAGGUUUCACAGCACGCAACCCCCAAGCAAUGUUGGAGGCCCGGACGCUGCUAAAAACGUACUGGCAGUGGUGUUGGCAAACAAACCGAAAGCGGGAAAAAUUCCAGUUGGUAUCCAAAAGAGAGACUGCUUUCACCCAGGUGCCUCUGUUUUGUCCCGGGAAGAUAUAAACCUGGGGGAUGCGAAGCCGGUCUCUGGUGCGGAUAUGAUCAGGGGCAUGCUGGCGUAUAUAUGGCCUCAGGAUAACGCCGCCAUCCGCAACCGCGUCAUGCUGUCCCUCUCCCUCCUCUUCGGAGCGAAGAUAAUGAAUGUGACCGUCCCUUUCCUAUUCAAAUACGCCGUGGACGAAGUGAACGCGGCCACGGUGACGUCUGGAGACGCCUUGUUGGGAAUGGCGACGGUUCCGCAGGCGUUGGGGACUACGGCUUUCAGUUUACUUCUUGGAUACGGCAUUGCCCGAGCAACGGCAGCGGGUUUCAACGAGCUCCGUAACGCAGUGUUCGCGAAGGUAGCGCAACACUCGAUUCGCCGACUCGCCUGCAAUGUGUUCACUCACAUACACAACCUGGAUCUCAGCUUUCAUUUGGGCCGACAGACCGGGGCGCUAUCUAAGACGAUCGACCGAGGCUCUCGCGCCAUUAACUUCGUGCUCUCAGCCAUGGUGUUUAACAUCGUGCCUACCAUCUUCGAGCUGACGCUGGUCUCCUCAAUAUUGGGGUUGAAAGGAGGCAUUGCGUUUACAGGUCUCGCGUUCGGUUGCGUCGGCGUUUACGCAGCGUUCACGCUCGCGAUCACACAGUGGCGCACGAAAUUCCGCGUCCACAUGAACAAAGCUGAGAACGAGGCUGGCAACAAAGCCAUCGACUCUCUUAUCAACUACGAAACUGUUAAGUACUUCAACAACGAAAAAUACGAGUUAGAGAAAUACGACAAGAGCCUCCAGAAAUACGAGGCGGCGUCCCUCAAGACGGCCUCGAGCCUCGCGGCGCUCAACUUCGGGCAGCACGCGAUAUUCAGCGGCGGGCUCAGCAUGAUCAUGAUACUGGCCGCCAAUGAGAUCGUUAAAGGCAACAUGACAGUUGGCGACCUAGUCAUGGUGAACGGCCUGCUUUUCCAGCUGUCCAUCCCUCUCGGUUUCCUUGGCUCCGUGUACCGCGAGGUGCGACAGGCACUCAUCGAUAUGCAGACCAUGUUUACACUCAUGACUGUGGAGUCCAGAAUCAAGGAAAAAUCCUCGGCUCCCCCUCUCAAAGUGGACCAGAAGACGGCCACCAUCGAGUUCAAAGAUGUCAGUUUCAAGUACAUAAACGGAAAGCCAAUCUUCAACAAUCUGAGCUUCACUAUCCCCGCUGGCAAGAAGAUUGGGAUCGUUGGAGGCUCAGGGAGUGGUAAAUCGACGAUGGUUCGUCUACUGUUCCGAUUCUUCGAACCGCAGUCGGGCGAGGUUCUCGUGAACGGACAGAACAUUCGAGACGUCGAUUUAGCCAGUCUAAGGAAAGCUGUAGCUAUCGUACCUCAGGACUGUGUGUUGUUCCACGACACGAUUUUCCACAACUUACACUACGGCGACCUCUCGCGGCCAGAAGAGGAAGUUUACAAGGCUAGUAAGAUGGCCGAACUUCACGAGUCUGUCAAAACGUGGCCCAAGGGUUAUGAAACGCAAGUAGGCGAGCGCGGACUGAAGUUAUCAGGAGGCGAAAAACAACGAGUUGCCAUCGCUCGGGCGAUCCUCAAAGACUCUCCUAUAAUAGUGUUCGAUGAAGCCACAUCCAGUCUCGACUCACUUACUGAACAUGCAAUUCUCCAAGCCCUCAAAGCGGCGACAGUAGGGCGCACCUCCAUCUGCAUAGCACAUCGUCUCUCCACCGUGGCCGAUGCAGACGAGAUACUAGUGCUGGAAAAUGGCAACAUAACUGAUAGAGGAAAGCAUGACGACCUUAUUUCGAAGAGCGGGUCGCUCUACGCUCGGUUGUGGGAGAAACAAAACAGAGAAAUCAAAUGAGCCUCAGGCGAGGAAGAGUAUAGACAAGUUGCGCUAUUCCAAUCAUAGACACGAGGUAGUAUUCCUUUGACUAUGGUUUUAAUGACGAAUUCAUAUUUUAAGGAAGAGAAUCCUUUGUAAACCUUGUGGAAAUGGAAUAAGGAUUAUAAUAUUGACUUAUUGCAAAUUAGGUAUCCUGAAUGAGGAAAUGUUCUGCUUUGUACAUAUUAUUUUAAUAUACCUUCAACUUAUGAUGAUGAUCUGUAUUGCCAUUCAAAUGUGACGAUGACUUAUUCAAUAAUAAUAAUAAGGAUGCUAAGCAUAAUGCAGCUGUGACAUUAUAACAAGCUUUUGUUUUCUACGAUGGCAACGCCAUCUGCUUUAUAAUUUUAUUGUAAUGUAGGAGGAAAACUGAUAUUUAGAGACGCCAAGUGGCGCUACUAUAACCGACUGCUGUCACUGUCAAAUCUCGUGUUUUUCGAAGAUUUUAUGGUAUUUAAAGAUACAUGAAUAUACGGAUAUACUUGUUAAUGUAUCGCGAUUUGACGACAUGUUUCGAGUGAUAUGGAGACCCUGCAUCAGACAUAAGUGUCGCGGCGACUAAAAUGCGUGCGUGAGAUUGAAAUAUUUCAAUUUAUCUCACGAAACGUCUAUAAGAUGUUCUAACUUGAGAACACGUGCAAUAAUCAGUACCUACGACUGAAAUAGAUAUACACGAAAGAAAGAACGACAAGGCCCACUGUUGGCCGGGUCUUAGCUUACGCGGCUAACUUCAUUACCACUAGACCACCCGCCCGCCGCUAUAUUUAAUAAAAUAAUUUGAUUUGUUCCCUAGUUGUGCAGUACUACGUUUGCAGUGACGUCAUCUGUUCUAAACUUUCAGUGUUCCUCCUCACUGACAGGUUAUGUGCCUGGUGCACACUGUGUUAAACGUUUUGCUGAUGUCUUUAUUUCCACGUGUAAUAAAUAUGUCUUAUUAUCAGUGUACAUAGGACAAUAAAUUCAAAAAUGUAUGAUUCUUACCUAAAAGAUCAGUUGUUCCAAAUCGUGGUUUGACCAACUAAACAAAAACUUUAAAUGUGUUGAUGUAAAUAAUAGUUCGAUGUUAUCAGAGGGCCUACCACAAAUCACUAAAUUUGAAUAUUUGAUAGAUGAAAUUCCGAUUUUGUAGUUUCGUGGUAGGCCCUCAAAAUCUAGUAAAUAAAGAACUCUGGCCACCCCCGUACAACACGGUGAAAAUCUGGAAUGAUUGACUAAGGCACGCCACAAACAGUCUUCAAAUUCAUAAUCUUAAAAAAGGAUUUGUAUGUAACCUGUCAGUUCAAACUGACAGAAUUUUCAGAUUGAACUGACAGGUUGCAUACAAUAGUAUUUUAUACAAUCGUGAUAU
Leguminivora glycinivorella is the source of this 3523-nucleotide messenger RNA. RefSeq names its product iron-sulfur clusters transporter ABCB7, mitochondrial (gene ABCB7). Gene Ontology annotation, molecular function: ATP hydrolysis activity; ABC-type transporter activity; ATP binding. Gene Ontology annotation, cellular component: mitochondrial inner membrane. Lineage: Eukaryota; Metazoa; Arthropoda; Insecta; Lepidoptera; Tortricidae. Gene Ontology annotation, biological process: transmembrane transport; intracellular iron ion homeostasis. The transcript is spliced from 15 exons. The coding region runs from base 1 to 2154 and encodes 717 amino acids. The record is from RefSeq and is a predicted model, not a curated record.